AUGGCUCGGGGAGGUGGAAUGAAGACAGCUAUCCCACCAGCAGCCCCCCACCUGCAGGUAUUGGGGAAGGCCCCCCUCAGCAGGAUUGGUAUCCGCCGCAGCACCAAGCGGGACCGGAAGUCCAUCACCCUGCAUGUGAAGCUGGAGGUGCUACGGAGGUUCGAGGAGGGUGAGAAGCUGACGCAGAUCGCCAGGGCGCUGGGGCUGGCCACCUCCACUGUGGCCUCCAUCCGCGUCAACAAGGAGAAGAUCCGGGCCAAUUCACAGGCAGCCACGCCGGUCAGCGCCACUCAGCUGACCCGCUGCCGGAGUGUGGUGAUGGGCCACAUGGAGCGCCUGCUGAGCCUGUGGAUUGAGGAGCAGAAGCGACAGAACCUACCUGUCAGCACGCUGCUUAUCCAGGACAAGGCACGCCGGCUCUUCGCGGAGCUACAGCGUGAGCAGGGUGAGGGUGCCCAGGCCGAGACCUUUGGGGCCAGCAAUGGCUGGUUUGCCCGCUUCAAGGCACGCCACAAUGUACUGCUGACGGAUGAGCCUGCUGUGGCCGAUGCCCAGGCUGCUGCCCGCUACCCUGAAGUGCUGCGCGGCAUCCUGGAGGAGGGCCGUUACUCGCCGCAGCAGGUCUUCAAUGUAGACGAGACAGGCCUGUUCUGGAAGCGGCUGCCUGAGCGCACACUGCUGGCAUUGGAGGGGGCAGCUGGGCCAGCACCCAAGGCAUCCAAGGACCACCUGACCCUGCUCCUUGGUGGCAAUGCGGCUGGUGACUUCAAGCUGAAGCCCCUGUUGGUGUACCCCUCAGAGAACCCACGCGCCCUCAAGGGCUGCUCCAAGGCCAGCCUGCCAGUUGUUUGGCGCUCCAACCGCAAUGACUGGCUGACACCCAGCAUCUUCCAGGAGUGGUUUACUGGCUGCUUCUGCCCAGCUGUUGAGAGCUACUGUGCCCAGCGUGGCCUCCCGCACCGUGCCCUGCUGCUCCUGGAUGGUGCGCCCUGCCACCCUGCCCACCUGGACAGCCUCUCAGCCCAUGUGCGCGUUGAGUUCCUGCCCAAGAACACCUCAGCCCUGAUCCAGCCCAUGAACCAGGGUGUCAUCGCUGCCUUCAAGGCCCAUUACCUGCGCCGCACACUCAGCCAGCUGGUGCAGGAGACGGCUGGUGAGGACCGGCCCUCUGUCUGGGAAUUCUGGCGCAGCUAUACUGUCAUGAGUGCUGUGGACAAUAUUGCUGAGGCCUGGGCAGAACUACGGCCCGCCACUAUGAAUGGCGCCUGGAGGAAGCUGUGGCCUGAGUGCGUGCCUGAUGGCGCCCCUGAGCCUGAUGCUGUGGCCCAGCUCCGCCGCAGCAUCGUGGCACUGGCCAGCCACGUAGGCCUUGGGGACUUGGCUGAGGCUGAUGUUGCCUGCCUGCUGCAGGCCCACGGGGAGCCCCUGCCCCACAGCAGGCCCCAGGAUGCAGAUGAUGGGGACGUCGGCUGCUCUGGGCCACCUUGGGAGGAAGAGAAAGGCCUGGCCUCCAAGAGAUCAGAGCAGGAGCUCACGGAGGCCAGGGAGGGUGCAGGGGCCAAGGAGGCUGGUGUGGGCAGGCUGAGCCCCGAGCAUCUGACCCAGGCCCUGUCCCACUUUGCCACUGGUCUGCGGAUCCUCGUAGACAAUGACCCCAACAGGGAGCGCAGCCUGCGGGUGUCUCGGGGUGUCCACAGUGCCCUCGCCUGUCUCCGGGAGCUGCAUCGAGACAGAAGGCGGCAGGCUCGGGUGGCUUCGGCAGCAAGGGAGUUGACUGGAGGACUGUCCUCGCCUCAGGACACGUGA
Molecule: messenger RNA, 1806 nt
Organism: Trichechus manatus latirostris (Florida manatee)
Lineage: Eukaryota; Metazoa; Chordata; Mammalia; Sirenia; Trichechidae
Product: tigger transposable element-derived protein 1-like
Exons: 1
Coding region: 1-1806 (601 amino acids)
Cellular component (GO): nucleus
Molecular function (GO): DNA binding
Source: RefSeq, a predicted model, not a curated record